Messenger RNA from Poeciliopsis prolifica (blackstripe livebearer), 3290 nucleotides. Its product is annotated as Golgi phosphoprotein 3. NCBI's taxonomy places the organism in Eukaryota, Metazoa, Chordata, Actinopteri, Cyprinodontiformes, Poeciliidae. Gene Ontology annotation, biological process: Golgi organization; Golgi vesicle budding; Golgi to plasma membrane protein transport. The transcript is spliced from 5 exons. Bases 257 to 1141 code for a protein of 294 amino acids. Gene Ontology annotation, molecular function: phosphatidylinositol-4-phosphate binding. The record is from RefSeq and is a predicted model, not a curated record. Gene Ontology annotation, cellular component: cytosol; trans-Golgi network; Golgi cisterna.
GAGAAGCGUUCACUGUCCUGCUCAGACCUUCUUCGACGUCACAGAAACACCGCCACCAUGUUGGAUCAGGAAGUGGGCAGAGUCUUCGUUAGAACACCGAGCCCAGCUUAACGUCAACGGCCGCUGUCUCUUCUUGGCCGACCUGUCUUUCACCUCCUUUUUUCCACUUCCAGAAUUCGGUUUUGAUGCUGCACGGCUCCCUAUCUCACCGAGGUAGGAGUCUGUCUUUGAAUCCGACCGCUUCGGAGCCCCAGCUAUGACUUCUCUCACGCAGAGAACCUCGGGCCUCGUCCAACGGAGGACCGAGGCCAUUCGCAGCGCCGCAGCCGCCGAGAAGGAGAAAGAUUCUGGUGGAGAGGAAGACGAGGCUCGCCGAGGUGAAGAAGAGGAGGAGGACAAGGGGGACUCUAAGGAAACCAGGCUGACGUUAAUGGAGGAAGUCCUGCUUCUGGGCCUCAAGGACCGAGAGGGCUACACGUCUUUCUGGAAUGACUGUAUUUCUUCCGGCCUCCGCGGCUGUAUGCUGGUAGAACUGGCCCUCAGAGGAAGGAUACAGCUGGAGGCCUGCGGUGUGCGGAGGAAAAGCCUCCUGGCAAGAAAGGUUAUCUGCAAGUCUGAUGCUCCAACAGGAGAUGUGCUGCUGGAUGAGGCCUUGAAGCAUAUUAAAGAAACUCAGCCUCCAGAGACUGUGCAGAGCUGGAUAGAACUCCUCAGUGGAGAGACCUGGAAUCCCCUGAAGCUCCACUACCAGCUCCGAAACGUCAGAGAGCGUCUGGCUAAAAACCUGGUCGAGAAGGGUGUCCUCACCACAGAGAAACAGAACUUCCUGCUUUUUGACAUGACCACACAUCCACUAACCAACAGCACCAUCAAGCAGCGCCUUGUCAAGAAAGUCCAGGAUUCCGUUUUGGAGAAGUGGGUCAAUGAUCCUCAUCGCAUGGACAAGCGGGUGCUCUCCCUGAUUCUCCUGGCUCACUCGUCCGACGUUCUAGAGAAUGCCUUCGCCCCCCUCCAGGAUGACCAGUACGACCUGGGCAUGAAGCGGGUCCACACCCUGCUGGAGCUGGAGCCCGAGAAGGAGAGCUCCAAGCCCAAUGCCAAUGAACUCAUGUGGGCUGUGGUCGCUGCAUUUACUAAAUGAAAAUGCCUGACUGGUUGAGACUGAAACGAUCUGGCUGUGGUCUGGGUUAUUUAAUUGGUCGAAGGACUUAAUAAGACAGACUUCACUUAAAUGAGACAAUCUAUUCUGGUUGAGGAGCCUGUUUAUACAUCUAUUCUGGAUGACUUUUUUUUUUUUUUUGGUGGUAGUCAAUAUUAACGAAGUGCAGUCUGAGUGGUGGUGGGCUUCACCAAGUAACUGUUGAUUUGAAGAAAUGGUGUCUGGAUGGAAAACGACGACGGGCUGCUUUCACAUGAGUGAGGUAAGUGAUCUGCCACCGCAGACUAUGGAUCUAUUUAAAAUCAUCAACACUACGAGCGGACGAGGAUCUGCUUGCAUAGGAUGGCACCAGGGAGCAGAGCAGGUGGCAGUUGUCAUGGUGAAUAUGAAGAAACUGACCAGGGUCAAAGCGUUGCAUCAAAGAAAAGAAGAAACGUCACCUGCAUUGCUUCAAUGUCUGGCCACGGUCUGCAAACUAGUCUCUGUACGCUCUCUCAUGUUAAUUCAGAAAGAUGGAAAAUUACAUGACUGUAGAUACUCUUUGCACACCGAGGUUGCACCCCCGCACCACCCCCAUGUCCCCCGCUCUCUCCAACAGUUCGUUCCCCAAUGGUUUGGGGUAGUUACUGUUAGAACAGACUACCUGAAUGUUUAACAGAUUUUCUCAUUAUUUUGUCAUCAUGCUUUCUCUCCUACUUUCUUUCUCAGCGCAUUCUGAGGAAGAGAGGAAGGAUAAAAACACCCGAGUUCUGUUCAUUAUCUGACCCUUUAGUGACUUACAUGAAGAAUUUCACCUCGAGUGUAUUUAAGUACACAAAAAAACUUUUUUUUUUUCGUUUUUUUUUUUUUUUUUUUUUGCAAGGGUCCAUUCUGUGUUUAUAUUACAUGGCUAGUCUCACCAUUGUUGUUUUAUGUAGCUAACUGAGGCCUGGAGUAGCCUUUCAUUUAUCACCUGUUCUAUUCAGUCUUUAUCCCUGUAGGUUGGAUUGUAUUUAUAGAUAUUUUACAGGGUUGAGUAACAUUAAAAAUGAUGAACCUUAGCAACUUUGACAAAAAAAAAAAAGAAAAAUUAAUUAAAAGCUCCCUAUGUAGACUGCUUCUGAUUAAUAACAGCUUCUGCUUUCUGAGUGUGAAUUAAAACAAAAGGUGCUUUCAGAAACUAAUUUCAGAUUGGGAUCUCUGAGUGUAAGAGUUACAAGACUGCUUUCUGAAAUAGGCUGUUGAUUUUUCUACUACACAGGUUUGUUUCAGUUUGGUCCAUGUUAGUGUCAAUUUCCCACCUUUUUUGUUCUUAAUGAUGAAAUACAGCUCUUCACGGAAUGCAGCUGGUUUUACACCCAUGACGAUUUAAGAGUCUCGUUCAAGUGGAGUUUUUGUGAUCCGCCUUAUGAAAUUCACAGGUCUGGUUUCCCACUUUGCUGAUCCACAAACCUGAGUGUGAACUGUUUUCCUUCUACGAAAGAAUGGAAAUUAUCAGCAAAAAUCUAAGGAGAUGAAAUGGGUAGUUUGGAUGAGGUGACCCUUAGAGGCUUCAUCUUGCAGUUGAUGAAUCUAUAGGUUUUAUUUUAUAUAGUCAUAAAUCAUACAGAUUUUGUUAAAAAUAAAUAAAUAAAAAACCUAGGAAUGUUGUUUUGUCUUUAGAAGAUGGAAGAGUUAGUUGUGGCCCAAACAAAUCCCGAAGAUGUAGUCCGUUGGAACAAAAACUCGACACCAAAAACACAAUUCAGAGCAAGUCAGUAAAAACUUACUUUCACAAAUAAAAAUGUGAUCAUAACUAUAAUUGAGUUCUAGUCAAUGUAAUCUUUGUGUAAUGUGAAAUUGCUUUUUGUUUGAUUGCAUACAUUUUUCUUUCCUGUUUGAUUUUAAUUUCUAAAUGCAACAUACCAAGGGGUAUGAAGAACUGUUCCAAUGCGUUUACAGCAAAGAGACCAUGCAUGCUAUUGGUGGAGGGGCCGGGGUACUUGACGGAUGUAGCUACAGAGAACAGGCUUGUAUGUAAUUAUUAGUCUUUUUACGUGUAUGAUCUAAUGGAAUUCAAUGAAAGGGAUCUACUCUGCUAUUCUCUAUAAUUCUGUAUGCUUUUUUUUGUAUUACCACAGAAAAUAAAGUAAAGAUCCUUUAAGUGCCUGAA